UUAUGGUAUUUUCUGAAAAACAUAUAGUGUCCAGCGGGCUGCACACUUGGUACAAAAUGACAAUGAGAAAAGAAUACACUGAAGACAAAAUUUUGGAGCUGCUAUUGGAGAGUGAUAUUGAAGACGCUUCAGAUGACAGUGAUAAUGAAUUGUUAGAUCACAAUGCGCAUGAAGAUGCUAUUGUUUUCGAAGAUGACGCAGAUAGCGACUUUGAUGGUGUUGUUGCUGAAGGCGCAAAAAAACUUUUUGAUGAGGAAGUGCUUUGCGUCGAUGACAUGUCAAAGUUAUCAAAUAGAAAUAUGAAAUGGGUGUUUAAGAAAUUUAAUACAACGUACGAGGAGUUAUCCAAUGAGGACUCAUGGAAUGUUGAAAAUCGAGAGAAGUGGACACCUUUUAAUUAUUUUUGUGAUUAUUUCAACGAAAAUUUUUGGGCUUUUGUUAGUGAGCAAAGUAACAUACAUGCAUUGCAAUGCAAUGUUGAUUUAAAGUCAACCCCAAAUGAAUAUAAAAAGGUAGUUGGUGCACACAUAAUUGCAGGUUGUAUGAAACUUCCUAGAAUUAGGAUGUACUAUAAACCCUCCAUUAAAGUAGCUGCAAUAACCCAAAUUCCGAGAGAAGGAGAAAAACAGACUUUGGAAAAUUCAACCUAUUUUGGAUACAGUUAUUAACAAAUGCAAUGCAAUUCCAAAGAGUAAAAAAUUGAGUAUCGAUGAACAAAUGAUCCCAUUUACUGGAACUACUCAAUUAAAGCAAUAUGUGAAAUGUAAGCCGAAUCCAGUAGGCUUAAAAAAUUUUGUAUUGGCUUCUCCGGAUGGGCUUGUCCUUGAUUUUUUCAUUUAUCAAGGAGCAAAAACAUGGCCCUGUGGAAAACCCAAUCCAGCAUUGGGCAUUGGAGGCACAGUUGUAGAAAGACUGACCAAAAACGUUCCCAAAGGCAGUGAGAUAUUUAUGGAUAGAUAUUUUACGUCCAUGAAUUUACUGACUUUUCUCUUAGAAAAUGAGAUAUAUGCUACGGGAACAAUUCAACAAAACCGUAUCCCAAAAGAAUUGCGCACAAAGCUAUCUCUUGAUAAAGAUCUUUUAAAGAAAGGAAGAGGUAGUUUCGAUGAGAUAGUCAGGCAAGAUGAAAAAAUAUCUGUCAUCAAGUGGAUGGAUAACAAAUCAGUAUUGCUAGCUACUACAGCGGUUGGAUCCGACCCAAUUCAAACUGUUCGGAGAUGGAAUAAAACUACAAAAAAAUAUGUAAAUAUUAAUUGUCCAAAUGCCAUUACAAGGUAUAAUAACUCAAUGGGUGAUGUCGAUCUUGCAGAUCGAUUGAUUUCCUAUUAUCGCAUUGCUAUUCGCACAAAAAAGUGGCCUGUUAAAGUAUUUUGGCAUAUGGUUGAUCUGAUAAUAACAAAUUGCUGGGUUAUGUACAAGAAGGACAAAUUUGCGUGUGGUGUAUGCAAAAAAGAGAUCAUGGACUUGCUUGAAUUCAAACUGAAUAUUGGAGAAUGCUUUGCUGCAUGUGCAGAAUCCAAAAGAAGAACUUAUGAUCAAGCGUUCACAGAGAGCAGUUCAAGUGAUAAAGAUUUAUUGGUUAGAAAAAAAACCAAAACACCAAAUCCACUUCCACCAGAGGAUGUCUGCCGUACUGAAAACAGACAUUUACCAAUAUGCGGUGUUACAGAUAAAAAUAAGUUUAUGCGCUGUCGCAGAGAGGGUUGUCAUCAAAAAACUAGAUUUAAAUGCACUUCGUGUAAUGUUUUUUUAUGUAUAGCUAAUGA
Messenger RNA from Teleopsis dalmanni, 1766 nucleotides. RefSeq lists its product as uncharacterized. Lineage: Eukaryota; Metazoa; Arthropoda; Insecta; Diptera; Diopsidae. The record is from RefSeq and is a predicted model, not a curated record.